This is a messenger RNA of Pomacea canaliculata, 1242 nucleotides long. RefSeq lists its product as uncharacterized. The transcript has 3 exons. Lineage: Eukaryota; Metazoa; Mollusca; Gastropoda; Architaenioglossa; Ampullariidae. The record is from RefSeq and is a predicted model, not a curated record. Bases 187 to 579 code for a protein of 130 amino acids.
UUUCGAGCACGUUGGCUGAAACGACCAUUGUACACGAACACGACGACCCUAGAAAAGACCUCGAGGACGAAGAGUUUCUCACCAGACGGCCAGACAGCUGCUGACUACUGCAAGCACCUGGCACCACACCUGGCAAACACCUGCAGCUCCGUUACGCCGGUUGGACUUCGCUUUCUGAACACAAGCAUGGCAGGUGUCCAGCUGUUCACAACCCUUCUCCUGAUGACUGUCGCCAUGGUUACCAUAGCAACUGCUCUUCCUUCUGGUCAUAAACUGCUGGACAACUUGAGCCAGGACUCCGCUGCACGACUGGUUGGUCACCGACGAGUCACCAGGGAAGUGCCGAGACUGUCCAUUGACCUGUCUCUCGGCACCCUGGCCAAUGCGAUGCGCAAGCAAGAACUGGCCGAUGACUUGGAGGACCUGGAGCUGAUGAAGCAGAUCGGCAAGAGGAACUUCGCAGAGCCCGCUUCUUCCAACGCCUUGCGCCUCCGCAACAGCGACGAUGUCUCGGCGGAGGAAGACGCUUUCUCAAAGUACUUCGUGAACAUCCUAAAGAAUCGCUUGCGAGAAAUCUAGUGCCUGGGAGAAACGGAGCUCUGCAGGGUGAAAGCCUUAAGGAGUCGUCUUUUUGCCAAGAAGAAAACUUAUAAAAAUAAAAUCAACAUUUUGGACAAAUGCAGGCAAAAUGACAAGCUGGGAUUUUACUUUACGAGACAUUACAAUGUUAGUGUGAUUUUUCAUGUAGUCACGUAGUUCGUAACUAUUUUACUAGCAUCUUAAGAACAGAUCGAGGAAACCCAACAAUAAGUUCAAAAAAAAGAGAACAGCCCCUCGCCAGGCCACUAAGUAGCGGAAGUAUGUGAAAGAUCACGUGGUUCUCCUAAAAUCCCACUUCACCGGUAAUCACAUCAGAAUAAUAUACAAAAUGCAAUUUCCAUGAGCUGCAUAGGGUCGUCAUUGUGUCACCAAGGUGGCGGCUGACAUCUCACCCACAUUUUCCGAAAGUAACAUGGCUACACUGACUACUGAAAGAAGAUUUGUUGCUCAGAUUCCUCCUUGUAAACAGAGAAAAAGGUAGAGUGGUGGUGGGGCUGGAGUAGUUGUGGUUAUGAAUUAAGAGUGAAUACAAAACGAUAAGAACAGUAUUAGAAAUUUACCUUAACCUAGCAUGAAGCAUAUCUCAGAGAUUUCUCCUUUUGGUUUGACAAAAUUGGAAAAAUAAACAUUAACAACAGUUAA